AUGGGCUGGAGGCAAAACGGAAAAACGAAGAAGCUUGGACGAGGACAGCCAGCUGCAGAAUUGACGUCUGGUGCUUACAAACAGGCCUUUCAGGUACAGACCCGGAACGUGCUGGGUGCUCCAUAUCCAUGCCUGAAUGUCCUGAAACUGUGGUACAGCAUGCCUGUCCCUCUCUGUAUCUCGUGUCUUGCUCAUUCUCUUCCUUGUCUGCGUUCUCCAUCUCCUCUUCAGCCCAUCUGCCAUGUUCCCCUGUCGAGUCUUCGAGUCCUCGAGUCUGAUCCUGCUUGCAAAAAAGCGCAGGGGCUUCCUCGUGGCCCGAGUGGCCGCGGCCCAGGUCGAGCCGUUGUGGGUGUCUGGGCUGCGCCAAUUAAGGUCGCCGGCCCCAAGCCGGGCUUCGCAGGAUUUGCCUUGGCCAGGCCCGGCGCAACUUCCAAUAAGCGACAUUGGCUGGUUGAAAACGGGAGUCUUGGCCGCCGUGAUCGAUUGAAACCUGCAUGGUCGCCAUGCUGUUUCUGCUGGGCGGCGGCAGGUCGCAAACUGCAACACCAAUUCGCUGCGACUCAGUCUGGCUAUCUGUCUACCUGCGAGUCUCUCCGUCUGCUGCUGUCUGCAUGA
This is a messenger RNA of Trichoderma gamsii, 615 nucleotides long. RefSeq lists its product as hypothetical. The record is from RefSeq and is a predicted model, not a curated record. Bases 1 to 615 code for a protein of 204 amino acids. Lineage: Eukaryota; Fungi; Ascomycota; Sordariomycetes; Hypocreales; Hypocreaceae. The transcript is spliced from 2 exons.